GCCUGGGGGCGGGGCCAGGACUCGGCGGCCGAGCCCGAGGCAGCUACGGGAGCGGGCGGGGAGCUUCGCCCCGCGGUGGGGCCGAGCAGGAUCUGGCACCAUGGAGUCGUUCAAGGUGGUGUUGGAGGGACCAGCCCCGUGGGGCUUCCGUCUGCAGGGGGGCAAGGACUUCAAUGUCCCCCUGUCCAUCUCCCGGCUCACCCCUGGCGGCAAGGCUGCACAAGCAGGCAUGGCAGUGGGGGAUUGGGUGCUGAGCAUUGAUGGAGACAAUGCAGGGGGGCUCACACAUAUCGAAGCCCAGAACAAGAUCCGAGCCUGCGGGGAACGCCUCAGUCUUGGGCUCAGCCGGGCCCAGCUGGCUCAGAGCAAGCAGCAGAAGGCCCCCACCGCGGAACCCCCGCGGUACACCUUUUCACCCAGCGCCUCCCUCAACAAGACGGCCCGGCCCUUCGGGGCACCCCCGCCUGCUGACAGCACCCCGCAGCAGAAUGGACAGCUGCCCCGGCCACUGGCCCCAAAUCCCAGCAAGCAGCGGCUGAUGGAAGACACGGAGGACUGGCGGCCACGGCCAGGCACUGGCCAGUCACGCUCCUUCCGCAUCUUGGCCCACCUCACAGGCACCGAGUUCAUGCAAGACCCGGAUGAGGAGCAGCUGAAGAUGUCAAGCCAGGUGCCCCGGACGGAAGCCCCUGCCCCAGACACAAUGACACCCCAGGAACCGUGGCCUGCAGGCCCACCCACCCCUAGUCCCACUAGCCGGCCACCCUGGGCCGUGGACCCAGCCUUUGCUGAGCGCUAUGCCCCGGACAAGACCAGCACAGUGCUGACUCGGCACAGCCAGCCUGCUACGCCCACACCUCUGCAGAACCGGACCUCCAUUGUGCAGGCAGCCGCAGGGGGCCAGGGCAGCACACCUGUGUGCCACCAAUGCCACAAGGUUAUCCGGGGCCGCUAUCUGGUAGCACUGGGCCACGCAUACCACCCAGAGGAAUUUGUGUGCAGCCAGUGUGAGAAGGUGCUAGAAGAGGGUGGUUUCUUUGAGGAGAAGGGAGUCCUCUUCUGCCCAGCAUGCUACGACGUUCGCUACGCCCCCAACUGUGCCAAGUGCAAGAAGAAGAUUGCAGGCGAGAUCAUGCAUGCCUUGAAGAUGACGUGGCACGUUCACUGCUUUACCUGUGCAGCCUGCAAGACCCCAAUUCGCAACCGAGCUUUCUACAUGGAGGAAGGGGCGCCCUACUGUGAACGAGACUACGAGAAGAUGUUCGGCACCAAAUGCCGAGGCUGUGACUUCAAGAUCGACGCCGGGGAUCGCUUCCUGGAGGCACUAGGCUUCAGCUGGCAUGACACCUGCUUCGUGUGCGCUAUCUGUCAGAUCAACCUGGAAGGAAAAACAUUCUACUCCAAGAAAGACAAGCCCCUUUGCAAGAGCCACGCCUUCUCCCACGUUUGAGCCCGCCUGCCUGCAUCACCAAGCCAACCGACGCCAGUCCCGCCCACUCACCUCAUGCCUGCCCAGUGUCGGCCACGCCCACUCGCUCCUGCCACACCCACCAAUGUGGUGCCCUUCAGAGCGUUGGCAGGAUGGGGUUGGUAUAUCACCCUAGCCCUGACUCCGGGCCCGAACCUGGGGUUCCCUGGACCCUGUCUCACCUCCUCAUCUCCCCUCACUCGCCCCACCACCACACGCACACCGGUACAUGCCACACCGGGCCCUCUUCACCUCGAGUACCACAAUAAAGGUAUUAGCUAUGUGU
Suncus etruscus (white-toothed pygmy shrew) is the source of this 1754-nucleotide messenger RNA. It is a transcript of the gene PDLIM7, whose product is annotated as PDZ and LIM domain 7. The transcript is spliced from 13 exons. Gene Ontology annotation, molecular function: muscle alpha-actinin binding; actin binding. Gene Ontology annotation, cellular component: filamentous actin; adherens junction; Z disc. The coding region runs from base 101 to 1450 and encodes 449 amino acids. Gene Ontology annotation, biological process: muscle structure development; heart development; actin cytoskeleton organization. Lineage: Eukaryota; Metazoa; Chordata; Mammalia; Eulipotyphla; Soricidae. The record is from RefSeq and is a predicted model, not a curated record.